Messenger RNA from Colletotrichum orchidophilum, 1101 nucleotides. Its product is annotated as 3-isopropylmalate dehydrogenase. Gene Ontology annotation, biological process: L-leucine biosynthetic process. Gene Ontology annotation, cellular component: cytosol. The record is from RefSeq and is a predicted model, not a curated record. The transcript is spliced from 5 exons. Gene Ontology annotation, molecular function: NAD binding; magnesium ion binding; 3-isopropylmalate dehydrogenase activity. The coding region runs from base 1 to 1101 and encodes 366 amino acids. Lineage: Eukaryota; Fungi; Ascomycota; Sordariomycetes; Glomerellales; Glomerellaceae.
AUGGCGACUCAUAACAUUGUUGUGUUUGGCGGUGACCACUGCGGUCCUGAGGUCGUCGCCGAGGCUAUCAAGGUCCUCAAGACAAUUGAGACCAGCAGCCCCUCGGCUGGCAAGUUCAACCUUCAGGAGCACCUCCUCGGUGGUGCCUCCAUUGACGCAACAGGCUCCCCCCUGACCGACGAGGCCCUCGCCGCCGCCAACAGUGCUGACGCAGUCCUCCUCGGCGCCAUCGGCGGUCCGAAAUGGGGCACCGGCGCCGUCCGCCCGGAGCAAGGUCUCCUCCGUCUCCGUAAGGAGAUGGGCACCUACGGCAACCUCCGCCCCUGCAGCUUCGCCUCCGAGGCGCUGGUCGACUUCUCCCCGCUCAAGGCGGACGUCUGCCGCGGCACCGACAUGGUUAUUGUCCGCGAGCUGACGGGCGGCAUCUACUUUGGCGAGCGCAAGGAGGAUACGGGCGACGGCAAGGCGUGGGACUCGGAGCCCUACUCGCGCGAGGAGGUUGAGCGCAUCGGACGGCUGGCGGGCUUUUUGGCGAUUGCGCGCGGGGAGAAGACGGUGUGGAGUCUGGAUAAGGCGAAUGUGCUGGCGACGAGCCGGUUGUGGCGCAAGGUGAUUACGGAGCUGUUUGAGAGGGAGUUCCCGCAGCUCAAGAUUGAGCACCAGCUCAUCGACUCGGCUGCCAUGUUGCUCGUCAAGAGCCCGCGCGCGUUGAAUGGUGUCGUGGUUACGAGUAACUUGUUUGGCGACAUCAUUUCCGACGAGGCGAGCGUUAUUCCUGGCAGCAUUGGUCUUUUGCCCAGUGCUAGUUUGAGCGGUAUCCCUGAUGGCAAGGGCAAGUGUAACGGUAUCUACGAGCCGAUUCACGGCUCCGCCCCCGAUAUCUCGGGCAAGGGCGUCGUCAACCCCAUUGGCACGAUCCUCUCCGUCGCCAUGAUGCUGCGCUACUCACUCAACCUGCCCAAGGAGGCCCAGGCCGUCGAGGACGCCGUCAAGGCCGUCAUCGACAGCGGCGUGCGGACAAAGGACCUCGGCGGCAGCGCCGGCACCAAGGAGACUGGCGAUGCUAUUGUCGCGGAGCUGGCCAAGAUUCUCAAGGCAUGA